Messenger RNA from Suillus subalutaceus, 1043 nucleotides. Its product is annotated as DOPA-like domain-containing protein. The coding region runs from base 308 to 835 and encodes 175 amino acids. The transcript is spliced from 6 exons. NCBI's taxonomy places the organism in Eukaryota, Fungi, Basidiomycota, Agaricomycetes, Boletales, Suillaceae. The record is from RefSeq and is a predicted model, not a curated record.
AAACAUUUUAAUUCGAACAUCACGGAAAUUAAUAUCGCAGCAGUCGCAGCACUACUAAUUACUAGUGGUGCAGCAUUUUCCUAGUGCGCCUUGCUGCAGCUGACUCGAUCAUCUGACUCGAUCAGCAAAUCAAUCAAUAUUGAAAUUGGUCAAAUGCCUCACUAACUUAACUAAUCAUUGCACAGACAUACUCCAAUUGUCCGUAUCGGAAUAUCGUUUGUUCCAAUAUAAGGUCUCCCCGAGUCGACUCUAUUCUUGUCGUUAUCGUCCUCGUAACGACACCAACAACCACCGCCUUACAGUAAACAUGAAUCAGUGGCCGUCUCUUCUAGCAGGUUAUGAAGGUGCAGAACCUCUUCCAACCACCUUCAAUCCCGAUGGAAAAUCUCUGUACAACCCACCUGGUCCCCGCUCGGCUGCCUACGACGAAUUCCCGAAACAAUUCGAUCCGUCUAAGAAUGGUUUCGACUUCCACAUUUACUACAUGCCCGCUGUGGCUGCUCAGGCGCAGUAUGCGAAAGAACUGUACGAGCGUAUAAGGAGAGAGUUUCCAGAGUUACGUAUACAUAAAUUCUGGGAUAAACAACACGGUCCCCACCCUACCGCCGCAUUCGAGGUAGAUACAUUCAACCCCCACCAGACCGGAGCAUUCUUUUCCUGGAUUGUUGUCCAUCGGGGGCCUUGCGACAUCCUCGUCCACCCGAACACUGGCGAUGUACUCAGAGAUCACACGGAGUUGGCAACGUGGAUCGGAAGGAGGUGGCCGUUGUAUGAGGAAUGUCUUGAAGACUCGUUCGAGUUGAAGAGAUAUUUGGAUUCGGAGUGUCCUCCUUGAGUACGAAGAUCCUCUUUCCUUUUUGUUAUCAGUCUUACAGAAACUUGGCAUCAUUCAUUCAUGUAGUAUACUAAAGAUAUAUCGCGGCUUGUCUUCCGUUUUAGCUGAUGCAUUCACGAGUGGUCACACCAAUUCCAGACCUCACGAAUACCGUCAUGGAUAGGGAACAUUUUGGCCAGCAGCUCGUGGAAAAGGAGGACGGAAUUAU